AUGAGGGAGUUGAAAAAGAGACGGAGAGGGAGCCGACGGAGCCGAGGGAGCCUCAAAAGGAGCCGGUUGGAAUGGACAAAGACCUCAUCAAGCAAUGGGGUGGAGGAAGGCGUUUCAAAUUGCCUGAAAGAGUUGAUGCCUGCGAUAGUGGAACAAACUUUAAGUCAGGUCGUCCCCGUUGCCAUUAAUCGGGCAUUUGAUGAGGUUUUUAAACGAUUGGAUGAUUAUGUUAUUUCGAGAGUUGGGGAUAAAACUCGAGGUGCUGAGAGUCAAUCCACUCCAAAUUUUGGUCAUGGGUCCUCUCAGGCGGCCUUCUCCACUCGAGGAGAAUCAAGCGGUCCUCUCAAAUGGUCCUCUCAGGCGGUACCAAAUUUUGGUAAUGAGGUGGUUGAUAACGAGGCUGAGAGAGAAGAGGAGGAAGAAGAGAAGGAAGAGGAACAGGGGAAGGAAGAGGAAAAUAAGGAUGAGGAGGAGGAAGAAGAGAAGGAGAACGCGGUAAUCUACAUGCACAUCAUGCAGUUGAAAGAUGUUCAACAGUUUAUGAGAAUCAUGCAUUUCAAACACGCUCUUAGUAACUAG
Molecule: messenger RNA, 579 nt
Organism: Striga asiatica
Lineage: Eukaryota; Viridiplantae; Streptophyta; Magnoliopsida; Lamiales; Orobanchaceae
Source: the annotation of a GenBank genome assembly